Gekko japonicus is the source of this 1193-nucleotide messenger RNA. It is a transcript of the gene ZNF518B, whose product is annotated as zinc finger protein 518B. The record is from RefSeq and is a predicted model, not a curated record. Lineage: Eukaryota; Metazoa; Chordata; Lepidosauria; Squamata; Gekkonidae.
UUUUCCACAAAGGAUCCUCUGCAACAGAAAAAACACACAGCUCACAUUGAAGAGACCGAGUUUGCUUGUUCCUACUGUAACGGUGUGUUUUACAGCAAAGGAGAAUUCCAACAACAUUUGGUGAAGCAUCCUGGACCAUUUCCAUACAAAUGCAAGUAUUGUGACUAUGGAGCUGUUUGGUAGGACUGUAUAGGCAAACAUACAAGAAGAGUGUGAAACAGUUGUCAAUAUAUGGCUACAGCUGCUGACAGUGAGCAAAAAACCAAUGGUGUACCAAAGCAAAUAAUGGAAAAGAUCUUUGCCCAGGAAGUUUCCCAGCAAACCAGAUUGUCAGAUCUAUCUUCAAAUAUAAUGACUCCUGGAAUUCAGAAUGAAAUAUCUGAAAGAGUUCAUUCAUCUGGAGAUACAGAUGGUAGCCAAAGUACAGCAUGCGUGCAAGAUAAAAAUAUAGCCGAGCCCUUUGACAGUGAUUUCCUUAAAAAUGAAAAUCCAGAAAACGCAGUAAUUGAAGUUGAAGUUUAUUGUCCCCAAAACGGGCCUUUAAUUCCUGGAAUGCCAUUAACAGUGGUUGCACCAUCUGAAUUUAUUUUGCCACCUAAUUGCUUGUCGCAAAUACUAGAAAUUAAAACAGUGAGUGAAAGACGGCUGUUGACUCUUAAACUCAUUCCUUCGAGCAAAUCAGAAUUUGAAAAUCAGUGUACUGAACAAGGAGAGGAACAAUCAAUGGGCAGCAAAUUUGGAGUGCAGUCACACCAAAAAGGCAGUGAUAUGAAUAAGCCUAACAAAGGGUCCGUGAAGUGUGAAGAAUGCAAAAGGAAAUGUAAUCAAGUUACUAUCAGAGAAUAUUUUUCCAAGAAGAGAAAGAGAACUCCAGAUAAUGGUGCUCUUGAAGUACUACCUGUUCUAACAAGGCACCUCAGGCUUACCCCAUUUAGAAGUGACCAGUUGAUAAAGUGCCCUCGUCACAACCAGUCAGCCGUUGUCUUAAAUCACUUUGAUGUAGAUUCACAAGAAAUAAAUAAUGUAAUGAUGGUUAUUAAUAAGUAUGAAGGCAGUGUCCCGACAGUCAUUUUAUCAGAAAGAUCUAUUGGUUGUUUAGGUAUGAAACAGCAUCCCAAAAGACUUACAUUUUAGGAUCUGGACCCAGUGACUGAGAUGGAAAAAUGCCACAUAUUAAAAAUGAAAGUAAAGAG